Scatophagus argus is the source of this 1407-nucleotide messenger RNA. It is a transcript of the gene hao1, whose product is annotated as hydroxyacid oxidase (glycolate oxidase) 1. The transcript is spliced from 8 exons. The record is from RefSeq and is a predicted model, not a curated record. Lineage: Eukaryota; Metazoa; Chordata; Actinopteri; Scatophagidae. Gene Ontology annotation, molecular function: oxidoreductase activity; FMN binding. The coding region runs from base 84 to 1205 and encodes 373 amino acids.
UACUUAUCACAGCUUGUUCUGCUCUGUGUGUCAGAUGAAAGUUUUCAAACCAUCUCAGUGUUUUGGUGUUAAAGUGGACAGCAAUGUCAAGGCAGUGCGUGUGUGUGUCGGAUUUUGAGGAAGAAGCCAGAAAAGUUCUUCCUAAAGCUGUAUAUGACUACUACCGCUCAGGAGCUGAUGAACAGAACACACUGGCCGACAAUGUCGCUGCUUUUAACAGGUGGUAUAUUGUCCCUCGGGUGCUGAGGGAUGUUGCUACAGUGGAUCUGUCUGUCUCUGUGCUAGGCGAGAAGCUCAGCAUGCCUAUCUGUGUUGCAGCUACAGCAAUGCAGAGGAUGGCUCAUCCCGAGGGAGAGACAGCCACAGCAAGAGCAUGCCAAGCAGUGGGAACAGGGAUGAUGCUGAGCUCAUGGGCCACCUCCACUAUAGAAGAAGUGAUGUCUGCAAUGACAGCCUCAGCGGGCACUGGGGGUGUCCUGUGGUUGCAGCUUUACAUCUAUAAAGACCGAGAGCUCACAUUAUCAUUAGUCCGUCGGGCAGAGGAGGCGGGCUAUAAGGCUAUUUUUGUUACCGUGGAUACACCAUACCUGGGACGGAGAUGGGAUGACAUGCGCAACCGCUUUAAACUGCCCCCACAUCUAAGUAUGUCUAACUUCUCAACAGCCUCCCUGGCUUUCUCUGAGGGAAACUAUGGCAAUGACAGUGGAUUGGCUGUUUAUGUUGCGAAAGCAAUUGACCCCACUCUAUGUUGGGAUGACAUCACGUGGUUAAAAAAACACACGCGUCUACCUGUGAUUGUGAAAGGAGUACUUAAUGGUGAGGAUGCUGUCCAGGCUGUGAACUAUGGUGUCGAUGGCAUUUUGGUGUCCAAUCACGGAGCCCGACAACUAGAUGGAGUUCCUGCCACGGUGGAUACAUUGGAGGAGGUAGUGAGGGCAGUGCAGGGUCGUUGUGAUGUCUACAUGGAUGGUGGAGUGAGGCGAGGGACAGAUGUCCUGAAGGCCUUAGCUCUGGGAGCAAAGGCCGUCUUCAUUGGCAGACCAGUGCUGUGGGGCCUCGCUUGUCAGGGGGAACAGGGGGUCACCGAGCUCCUGGAACUUCUGAAAGAGGAACUGCGACUAGCUAUGGCCCUCUCAGGUUGUCGUUCUCUAUCUGAGGUGAGAAGGUCUCUGGUCAGGAGACAGGAGUUUGCCUCCAGGAUGUGAGAGAAGAACCUGCUGCAGUAAUCACAAGACAAUACGUUCUUUGUGGACCCUUGGACAUUUUGUCAAAUUAAUUCGCUACUUUGUGUAUUCGCACUACUUUGUUAAAAUGUAAUGCUACAGCUGGAUCUCGUGAAAUAGUGUAUCAACAAAUCUAAUGUAAACGUGAUGAAUUAAGAGAAUAAAGUGGCACUGAUUAAUUGUG